Messenger RNA from Coccinella septempunctata (seven-spotted ladybird), 2035 nucleotides. RefSeq names its product FAST kinase domain-containing protein 5, mitochondrial. Lineage: Eukaryota; Metazoa; Arthropoda; Insecta; Coleoptera; Coccinellidae. The coding region runs from base 56 to 1990 and encodes 644 amino acids. The transcript has 7 exons. The record is from RefSeq and is a predicted model, not a curated record.
ACCUCAAAGAUUGACGUAAUAACCUCAAAGUUUUUACACAAAAAUUCAUACAAAAAUGCUCAAACUGGAACAAAGUUUUUCGAAAUUCUUUUUUCGAUUUGGAAAAAUCAGUUGCUCGAGCUGUGCCGCUUUACAGAAAAUCUGUUUAGUGCCCCAACGUAGGAAUUUCCAUAUCUCUCCAAUUUUAUUUUCCACUAGAAAACUUAAGGGCAUUGAAAAUGAGUAUAUGUUUCAAUUGAUCUCAAAAAACGGCCUCGAUUAUGUCGAUUUUAUGGAAAUUGAGGAGGUAAAAACUCCAGAGGAAUUCGAGGACUUACUGAACAGGGACUAUAGGAAAAAUAAUGGAUGUGCUGCUACCACUAUUUUGAACACGUUCAAAGCUGUGGAAAAAUUUUGUUGUCGGAAUCAAAUUACUAUAUCGGAUCCCAGAUUUGAUAAGUUGGUUGAUGGUCUUAUGGACCAUUGUCGGAAAUUAACCGAUGAUGAAAUUGUGGAAUUGCUGUUUCUAUUAGCAAGAUAUCCAAAAUGCCAGUCUUACAGAGAUCAUAAUUACCACGAUGUUUGGAGUUGUUUAGAUGACGUAAGCCGUGAGCGGGUUACCACUACAGAUACUGAUUUCUUAUUUGAAGUUGCUAAUGCCUGGUACCAAUUAGACCUAGGUAAACUAGGUGAAUAUGUUUUUGAUAUGCUUGAUGUCUUAGCCAAAAGAAGCAAUCAUCUUACUAAAGAUCAUGUAGUAAAAGCUUUCUUUUACAUGAAUAUUUGUAGAAGAAAACAAGUACCAUUUGAAUUUGAAAGAGUGGUAGAUAAAUACAUUGAUAAAUUUAGUAUAGAGGAACUUGGUAUAAUCGCACUUGGAUAUUUCAAGACUCAAAGUAAAAUCAAGCUUGAAAGCAUCCUAAUGGCCAUGAUAAAGGCAGUUAAAAAAGAAUGUUCUACUGUUAAUCAGAUAACUUUAAGCUCAAUUUUAAAAGUGCUCAGAUUCUCGAAGAUGGGAUCCCUUGUGUCUGAAAUGGACCAAAUGUUAGAUGUACUAUUGGGUCAGAUUGAUAGACUUUCGACCCAAUGUUGUUUACAUAUAGCCAUCAUAGGUACAAGUCUGAUACAUUAUCAUGAGAAAUCGAUGGUCAAAGCCACCCAAAAAAUUGUUGAUAGAAUGGAAAACACUGAAGAAGUUAGGCUCAAAGAUAUUGAGAGAAUUCUUAUUGCAUCUACAAUGGUGGAUUAUCGGCCGAAAAUUAAUCCUGACUUGUUCGAAGUAGCUUUCAAAGAAAUACAUCAGCAAAGAAGAAUUACGGAGUUGGCCUCAUUUCCCAGAAUAUUACCAUGUGUAUUAGGUACACUCAGUCUAGUCAAUAUGUAUUCCUACGAAUUGAUGGAUAGAGUAUUGGAUACAGAUUAUAUAUUUAGUACAUACGGAAAGAGUAUAGGAAACAUCAAUAGGGACAUAUUCUCUUUAGAUUGUUGCAUAGAUAUAGAGUGUCCCGAUUACAAAGGGAGGAGACUGUCUCCAAAUUUGAAGUACCGAUUAGUGAAAUGGUUACUUGAAUUCAUUCCAUCUUAUGACCAAUAUAAAAAAUUAACGGCAUAUGACAAACUCCAUUUGGAUGUCGAAGAAAAUCUUUUAUCUAUUGUAGGAAAUAGAGAUGCUUUGAAAGUGGAUUAUGUUGUACCUCAUUUCGGUAGAGCAGAUAUAAUAUUGUGCAAAGACAAGACCACAAACAAAUUCAUAGAACCACCGGGUUUUGAGAGGUACAUUUUAGGCGAUGUGAAAUACGCAUGGCCAGAUCCGAAUCUUUCGUGGUACGCUUUCAGCAUCAUAGGUUGGAAUAACACAAUCCGAAAUACGUCUAGGCCAGUUGGAUUGGUGACGAUGAAACAGAGACAUUUGAGGAAAAUAGGGUACAACUCCAAGUUGGUCAUUUGGAACCAAUACAUGAAUUUGAGCAAGGGGAGCAAACUUAAGUAUAUUGAAUCUCUGUUGAGGUAGUCUAGGGUAUGAUUCUUUCAAUAAAUUUCCCAAAAAUAUUUUAUA